Messenger RNA from Aspergillus aculeatus ATCC 16872, 1325 nucleotides. Its product is annotated as 3,4-dihydroxy-2-butanone-4-phosphate synthase RIB3. The coding region runs from base 310 to 1014 and encodes 234 amino acids. Gene Ontology annotation, biological process: riboflavin biosynthetic process; aerobic respiration. NCBI's taxonomy places the organism in Eukaryota, Fungi, Ascomycota, Eurotiomycetes, Eurotiales, Aspergillaceae. The record is from RefSeq and is a predicted model, not a curated record. The transcript is spliced from 3 exons. Gene Ontology annotation, molecular function: 3,4-dihydroxy-2-butanone-4-phosphate synthase activity. Gene Ontology annotation, cellular component: cytosol; mitochondrial intermembrane space.
CCAUCUCCGAACCCGAGCUUCCGAAAGUCCGCCCCGCGCCUCAUCUCCGGCCGAGAUAGAGUCAUUCGCCUUGUGAUCGGGUGUUCACUCCGCAAUCGCAACCUAUAAUCACUCAACUGGACCUGACUCCAUAUAUUUACGCUGUACCACACAACAUAGCGUUCUUCGUCCAAUCUGUAAACACAUCAGAAGAAGCCUUUUCAAUACGAUCUUCGCUUCACCCGCUCCUCGCCUCGCCAUAUUGCCCCGCCUCCAAUUCCGCAUAGAGGGGCAGAUCCAACUACCUGACCUUAAAGUUCACACAACACAAUGACCAUGGCUGCGCCGUUGGAUUCUAGUCUGAAUUUCGAUUCCAUCGAAGACACCCUUGCCGCUUUCAAGAAUGGCGAGUUCAUUAUCGUCCUCGACUCCCAAGAUCGCGAAAAUGAAGGCGACUUGAUCAUCGCCGCCGAGUCUAUCACCGACGCCCAGAUGGCCUUCCUGGUCCGGUACACGAGCGGUCUCAUCUGCGCCCCCGUUACCCCUGAAAUCGCCCAACGCCUGGCCCUCCCACAGAUGGUGCUCGAAAACGCGGACCCCAAGGGCACCGCCUACACGGUCUCCAUUGACUCGAGCGACCCGUCCGUCACCACUGGUAUCUCCGCACAAGACCGCGCUCUGGCCUGCCGCACCCUCGCCUCCCCGACCGCCCGCGUCGACGAUUUCCGACGACCGGGCCACAUCAUCCCCCUACAGGCCCGCAGUGGCGGUGUCCGCGAGCGGAGAGGCCACACGGAAGCGGCGGUGGAGUUCUGCCGGUUGACGGGCAAGGUCCCCGCGGGUGUGAUCGCGGAGCUCGUCGAGGACGGCGAGCUGGUUGAGGGGGUGCCGGAGAUCCGGGGCAACAAUGGCAUGAUGAGACGUGAUGGCUGUCUGCGGUUCGGCAAGAAGUGGGGGAUCAAGGUCUGCACGAUCGAGGAUCUGGUCGAGUAUGUGGAGAAGACGGAAGGUGGUCUUACGAACGGGGGUCAAUGAACAUGAAAGAGAGCAGAAACAGGAAAAAAAGGGUCGAGAGAGGUAUAUUUGUGGUUUCUUUCCCUUUGACGGUUGUAUAAAUUUCUUCUGAGUGAUUUCCUCUCUUGUUCGGUUAUACAUCAGGACCAGGCUCUUUGGGUUUGUUGUUCACUGCAUUAUGCGCGGCUUGGUUGCAUGUUUGCGUAUGGGUGACUCAAGUGAGGAAAAGAGAAAAUAGAUUCUAUCUUUAUGGCUGGUUUACACGUUUUCAUGAGUCUUGGAGGAGUCGUUGUUAGAUAAAAGAGGAGAAUCGACAUGAGCAUCAAGUCCAU